Messenger RNA from Chaetomium strumarium, 1222 nucleotides. RefSeq lists its product as uncharacterized. The record is from RefSeq and is a predicted model, not a curated record. The transcript has 3 exons. Lineage: Eukaryota; Fungi; Ascomycota; Sordariomycetes; Sordariales; Chaetomiaceae. The coding region runs from base 1 to 975 and encodes 324 amino acids.
AUGGACGGCAGCGACGGGGAACUCGGGGAGGAUCACUACCCAUGGUCAGCACUAGCAGCAUCACGUGGUGUCAGCACCCCGAGCCCGAAACAACACCAGGGGCCCUUCCCCACUAGUCCGAGCUCCCUGACGGUUGAUGGCAGUCCCAAGGGCUCAGAGUCGGACGGGGAAACAGAGAGCUACGGUGCACAAUUCCUCGACGGUCACCCCGGCUCUGCACGGGAUUCCACGUUCCCAGGUGCCGAUUCAACGGUCCCCAGACACUUCUCACGCCCUCCGCCGCCGCCACCCCUGACGCCACCGACUCUCAGCGCUGGUGCGUUCCCGUUCGAGGACCGCCGCCCGGGCUAUGCCACCUCGGUCCCGCCAGCCCUCGACAUGAGCUUCAUCCACCAACCCAACCCAGACUAUGGCGCCUCGGCCACAUCCACUGACGCGCUCAGCUCAAGUGCGCAGACAGCCCUCCCUCGCCGUAGGUCUUAUACCAGGAGCAUUCCCAUUGGCAUCCCCACCGCUAGCACUCCCGCCUCCUCGUCCAUCACAGAGACAGACACGAGUACCGCUUCCGGGAGGAGCACGCUCCACAACUCCUUCGCCCCGUCAAGCCACCCCCAGGCCUCCUUCUUCCUCCCUCCCCCACCGCCAGGGCACUACGACAACGUUCCGCCAUCCGCCCCGCCAGAGUACGAGUUUGUCGGCGGCCCCGGCGGUCCCGGCGUGGAGAUCGAUGUCCAGGGGGAGAUCAUCUCGGUCGUCGACGACGCCGGCCACGGGUGGACGCGCCACACCCGCGUGUACGGCGGCGGCGUGUGCCUCGCGUGUCUGGCGGCGGCCGAGCGGCACGGCCCCGGCCAGGGCGGCUUCUAUGGGGAUAAGGUCCCGCUGGAGGAUCGGAGAGAUAUACAUAUGCAUAGGUGUGAGUUUGCCGUGCGAGAGAAUGGAGGGGAGCUGGGUGACCGGGCAAAGGGUGCCUAAGGUAAAAGGUACUUAGGGCGUUAGGCGGGGGGUGGUUGUGAACAUAGUAGGUAGGUAGGCAACCCUUCGCUAGAACGUAUACCAGGUACCGUAUGAGAACGCCGGUUAGGUAGUGGAACUGCGCUGCGCCGCCGCAGGUGCUUUACAUCCCCACACACGUUCCAUGUGUCCUCCCGAAAGGGCCGUGUCAAUGUAUGUACGGGACAGAGGAAAGGGGCGCCGUGCUUCGAUGAUUUCAGUUUCUAGG